AUGUAUCGUCAAAUCCUAGUGAGUGACGCCGACCACCUCUUCCAGCGGAUUCUGUGGCGUUUUGAUCCCCGCGAAGCAGUGCGAGAGUACGUCUUGUCAACGGUGGUCUAUGGACUAAGUUGUAGCCCAUACUUGGCUAUUCGCGUGUUGCGUCAGCUUGCUAGGGACGAAGGAGCGCGUUACCCGUUAGCAGCCCGUCUCCUAGAUUGCCAAACCUACAUCGACGACAUUAUCGGAGGAACAGACUCGUUGGAGGAAGCCCGUGAGUUGAGGGAUCAAUUAGUAUCGCUGCUAAAGCUGGGUGGUUUCGAGUUGCGCAAAUGGGCGAGCAACUCCCCCGAGUUAUUGAGUUCACUCCCCGCUUCACAUCAUCAACCCGUUUCCCUAUGCGGAGACGACAAUCCCAGUUUAAAGGUGUUGGGAUUGCAGUGGUGUCCCUUACGGGAUGUGUUCUCCUACCGCAUCCAAGUAGCGGAUAGGACGUGCACAAAAAGGAAUAUUUUGUCGCAACUGGACAGUCUUUCCCUCGUCGGGUACUGCCUAGCAAUGGCGUCCAGGUGGAGACGCACGGAUUUUGUGACGCUUCGGAGCGCGGAUACGGUGCAGCCGGAAUCGGGUAGCGCCUUUGAAGCGAGUGUCGAUCCCCGUCUGGAGUUGUGCUCAGCGUUGCUGCUCGCCCAACUCGUAGAUUUCGUCCGAUCCACUAUAGCCUCUGAGUUGACUAUCACGAGAGUAUUCGCCUGGAGUGACUCCAAAAUUGCGUUGUCUUGGAUAAAGUCCUCCCCCCACAGAUGGAAAACUUUUGUGGCCAAUCGCGUGUCCCUCAUUCAGGACAUCAUUUCCCCCAGUUCCUGGCAUCACGUCGCCGGUUCAUCCAACCCUGCUGACUGCGCAUCCCGAGGGCUUUUCCCCGAGCAAAUAUUAAUCCACCCCUCUUGGUUCUGUGGUCCCCCUUGGUUACGUCUUCCGGUGGAAGAGUGGCCCACCUUCGACUUCACCCCCGGAGACGAUCUGGAACUGGAACGUAAACCAGUGUUGACUUGUGUGUCCACCCCUUUAGUUGACUCGCUCAGAGAACUGUUAACCCGUUUCUCGUCGUUACGAAAAAUUGAGAGGAUGCGGGCUUAUUGUUACACGUACCACGCCCGCACAUUGCUCACAGGAUACGGCCAACGUGAGGUGUUCGCCGGUUUGAUGAAGUGUCUUCGAAACGGUAAACUGUGCCCCAAACCUUUACGCUCCCUAGCGCCCUUUAUCGACGAGCACGGUCUCAUUCGAGUCGGUGGCAGACUCCGAGGUUCUGCGCUGUCUUUCGACGCAAAACAUCCUCUUCUACUACCUCGAGACCAUCGCUUUACCGAACUCGUUAUCGAAAAGUUCCAUAAGGAAAAUUGCCACCCGGGCCCCCAAUCGUUGUUGUACCAGAUUUCACAACAAUUCUGGAUUUUGUCCGCCCGCAGAGCAAUUCGCCACACCCUAUCGCAGUGUUACCGAUGCUUCCGUGUCCAACCUUCUUGUGUACAGCCAUUCAUGGCUGAUUUAUCCCCCGUUCGUGUAUCGCAAGUCAAGCCAUUCGCGCAUACCGGUGUCGAUUUCGCCGAUCCAAUUUCCAUUACCCUUGCGCGAAGGCGUGGCGCUAAGACUCAGAAAGCUUACAUUUGCCUAUUCGUUUGCAUGGCUACCAAAACCAUCCAUUUGGAAUUGGCUUCUGAACUCAGCUCCGACGCAUUCUUGGCCGCUUUUCGGCGCUUUGUCGCUCGCCGCGGGCGUUGCACUGACAUGUAUAGUGAUCAGGGUAGAAAUUUUGUCGGUGCUAACCGGUUGUUGGUACAGUAUUGCCAGCAGUCCGCCGACCAGUGUGAGGUGCGCUGGCACUUCAACCCACCCUCCAGUCCUCACUUUGGAGGUCUUUGGGAGGCCGGCGUCAAGUCGGUAAAGAUCCAUUUGUUUCGUGUGAUAGGCUCUCAAAUCCUGACUUUCGAGGAAAUGUCGACAGUGUUAACUCAGGUGGAAUCCAUACUGAAUUCCCGCCCAUUAUGUAGUUUGAGUUCCAACCCAAACGAUUUGCAUAGCCUUACUCCUGGGCAUUUUCUGACCCUGGAGCCCCUAUCUGCCCCUCCCGACGACCCUUUAGCUAAUCUGAACACUAACAGACUCACUCGUUGGCAGCUCGUGCAGCAGUUGCAUCAGCACUUCUGGGACAGAUGGCAUCAGGAAUACCUCCACCAGCUGCAGUAA
Cylas formicarius (sweet potato weevil) is the source of this 2238-nucleotide messenger RNA. RefSeq lists its product as uncharacterized. Gene Ontology annotation, biological process: DNA integration. The coding region runs from base 1 to 2238 and encodes 745 amino acids. The record is from RefSeq and is a predicted model, not a curated record. The transcript is spliced from 4 exons. Lineage: Eukaryota; Metazoa; Arthropoda; Insecta; Coleoptera; Brentidae. Gene Ontology annotation, molecular function: nucleic acid binding.